Messenger RNA from Protopolystoma xenopodis, 504 nucleotides. The record is from the annotation of a GenBank genome assembly. NCBI's taxonomy places the organism in Eukaryota, Metazoa, Platyhelminthes, Monogenea, Polystomatidea, Polystomatidae.
UCUGUCUAUCCCGAAGUGCGUCCUGUCCACUGCACCCUGACGCCGGUGCCUUCAGACAAGCCCGGCCACAAGCAAUUCGCCGGCUUUCUGCUUACGCCCGCGCUUGACGCUUCUAUCAAGCCGCCCGAGCCGGCCUACACCCUCGUCGAUGGGCGUCGGAUCGGCGCUUCCUGCAUCGUCGACCUCGACCCCGCGCAGUCAACAUUAACCGGUCCCUCCGGCACCUUUCGACUCAUACAACUGGGCCGAGAGGGUCGCAGAUGCGCCCUUCUCAAGUACCAUCUGGUGCCCGCGCAUCCGCCGGCUGUCGUCACGACUCCUGCCGACCCCGGCAGAAGAGCCGAGCCUCCGGCGGCCCGCCCAACGCUCAGUCACUCCCCCAACGGACUCCGUCGGCAACAGGCGUCGAGUAGAGAGCAAACUUCGGUAGGUCCACCGGCGUUUAACGUCGGUCGUCUGGUGCCUGCAAGCACGAACACUCCUGCUGUAUGCAUAUUUAGAUGA